AUGGACUCCGAUGAGUUUGAUGACGACAUCGCCGAUGAGGACAUUCUCGCUGCCUUGGAUCAAGUAUCUUCCUCUAAUGUAGGGCAUCUUGGUUCUACCUCUUCUUCCAAUGGAGCCAAAAGCGGCAACACCCGAGGACUGGAUCAACGGCAACAAGCAGCACAGGAGCUCAACGACUUGCCUUCGGAUGCCUUCUCUUCGCCAGAGCCCGUGAGGGAAAAUGUCCGCGCACCACCAAGGCCUGUAGCAGCUGCUCGCACAGGCCUCAGCCGUACAAACUCUGGAACCCUGCGACAAACGACUUUAUGGGGUGGACAAGCAGCAACCGAAGAGGCUCCUCGCCCAUCGCAGCCCACAGCGGCCAGGGUUUUUCGCGCUGAUCUGCCACCUGAGCCGCCCAGCCCGCAUGAACUUGAUCGAGAGGCGAUGAAGACUUGGGUGUAUCCGACAAAUCUAGGACCAACUCGAGACUAUCAGUUCAGCAUUGUCAAAAACAGCCUGUUCAAUAACACGCUAGUCGCCCUGCCGACUGGUCUGGGAAAGACAUUCAUUGCAGCGACUGUGAUGCUCAACUUUUAUCGCUGGACAAGGUCUGCGAAGAUUGUCUUUGUCGCGCCAACAAAGCCGCUUGUGACGCAGCAAAUUGAUGCUUGCUACCACAUUGCCGGAAUACCUCGAUCAGAGACCACGCUCCUCACCGGCGACAUACCCCCUGCUCUGCGCAGUGACGAGUGGGAAAAGCGACGGGUCUUCUUCAUGACGCCACAAACGUUGCUCAACGAUCUUUCACACGGAUAUGCGGACCCCAAGAGUAUCUGCCUCAUGGUCAUUGACGAGGCGCAUCGCGCCGUGGGCGAAUAUGCUUAUGCCAAGGCUACCAAACUCAUUCGACGCUUUUCCAAUAGUUUUCGGGUGCUGGCUUUGACGGCCACGCCAGGCUCCAAGGUCGAGACAGUCCAAGAGGUCAUUGACAACUUGGGAAUCUCGCAUUGCGAGAUCCGGACAGAGGAGUCCCUGGACAUCCGCCAGUAUGUGCAUCAGCGCAACAUAGACCAGAUCAUUCUCGAACCCUCGGACGAGAUGAAUCUUAUUAGCGAGCUGUUUACCGAGGCCCUCAAGCCGUUGACUGAGAAGCUGUCUUCCCAAAAUAUAUGGUAUGGGAGGAAUCCGAUGGCUCUCACAACGUACGGGUUGAUCCAGGCGCAGAAGGAAUGGUUUGCCACGCGUGGAAAUCGCGCCAACCAGGGCGUCCAGUUCAUGAUGCGGGCAAUUUUCAGCGUCUUGACAAGCCUUGCUCAUUCGAUCAAGCUGUUGCAGUUCCAUGGCAUCAAACCCUUUUACGACAACAUGCUCGACUUCCGCAGUGAACAAGAAGACAAGGGCGAGAAGGGAUCGAAAUACAAACGCCAGAUCCUUGACAGCCCUAGCUUCCAAGAAAUGAUGGACAAGAUUGCCGGAUGGCUCAAGAUGGACGGCUUUGUGGGACACCCAAAGCUGACUGCGUUGGCGGAUUGCGUGCUGAACCAUUUCAUGGACAAUGGGGAGAGUACUCGGGUGAUUGUGUUCAGUGAGUACCGUGAUUCAGCGGAAGAGAUUGUGCGCAUGUUCAAUGCCCACAGGCCACUCAUCAAAGCUACCGUCUUUGUUGGGCAGGCAGACGGCAAGCGCGGCGAGGGUAUGAAGCAGAAGCAGCAAAUAGAGACGAUUGAGAGAUUCAAGACCGGCGCCUACAACGUCCUUGUUGCUACGUCCAUCGGAGAAGAGGGUUUGGACAUUGGCCAGGUUGAUCUUAUCGUGUGCUACGAUUCCUCAGCAUCACCAAUUCGCAUGUUGCAGCGCAUGGGUCGAACGGGGCGAAAGCGAGCAGGCAACAUUGCGCUGCUGCUGAUGAGAGGGAAAGAGGAGGAGCAGUUUGCCAAGUCCAAGGACAACUAUGAAAAGAUGCAGAGGCUCAUCUGCGAAGGUAGCCGGUUCAACUUCCGGUUCGAUCUUUCUACGAGGAUUGUACCCCGGGACAUACGACCGGAGAUUGACAUGCGACAUGUCGAGAUUCCCAUUGAGAAUACUCAAAACACAUCGCUACCAGAGCCCAAGAAGCGACAAGCCCCCCGGGGCAAAAAGAAGCCACCCAAGAAGUUCCACAUGCCGGAUGGCGUACAGACUGGCUUUCAAAAAGUCAGUGACUUCAUGAAGCCCUCGACAGGCACGAGCCGGGCAGCUUCAAAUCCCAGCUCAAAGCCGAUGCGAAACCCCGAGCUGGAUGACAUAGCGUCAAUUCCCGAGUUGGAACGUGUUAUCCUUGGUCCAGAGGAGCUUCACCAGCUCGAGCGAACAUACCGGAACCUGCCUUUCAGCCGUGACGUGGAAGACACAAACCUGCCGGACAUGACGGCUCACUCAACAUUGCAACGACAGCUACGGCCAACUGUUCUCUUUGGGCAUGGGCCAUAUACGAAACGUUGCGUCAAGCUGCUGCACAAGAUGGAGGCAGAUCCCGAUAGCCUCGUGAGACCCUGUCGAGACGAGGACACGAGCGAUUUCCUGGAGAUUCCAGUAAGGCCUUUUGUGUAUUCUGAUAAUGGCGAGACAGAUGCGAGCGAUGACCAGUCCGAAGGAGAAGGGAAAAAGCGAGCAUUCGUGGACCUCGAAUCGGAUGAUGACGCCACAAUCAUUGAGGCUCAGCAGCCGAAGAAGAGAAAGGUCGCGGCCACAAAGGCCCAGCCACAAAAGUCUCGAUCCAAAAAUCGGCCCAAGUCUGCUGUGUUGGAUGCAGAAGACCAAGACUUGUUCGACUCUGAACUCGACAUUGUUGCUCCGGACGAAGAACCUGGAUUGCCGCCCCGACUCAGCGAGGCGAAACGGCGCAAGAAGCUGAAUGCCAAGUCAAAGGGCAAGUAUUCUCGGAAAGCAGCCAUCGGCAGCGACGAGAUAGGGGACGAUUGCGAAAGAGACAGCGAUCUGCUCGACGAGAGUGACUCGGACGACGGAGCAGACCUGGCAGAUUUCGUCAUUGGGGACGAUCAAGCAACGUCCAGCAUGCUUGAUUCCGAAGCGACGUCUCCUAUACGGCGAAAUGAACGGACGCCGCGGGCCGGGGCAAGCAAGCCGUACUUUGUGCCGACACAGUUUACGGCAACGCAAGAGAGCGAAGAUGUUCCCGAACUCGACACGCUUACGGGGAAGUCGGCGUUUGAGGAAUGGGCGAAUGGAGGGUCUGAAGAGGCGGCUCCCGCAACGAGGAGGCGACGUGGGAGAGCCGCGUUGUUGGACAGCGACGAUAGUGAUGUGUGA
Messenger RNA from Trichoderma reesei QM6a, 3291 nucleotides. RefSeq lists its product as uncharacterized. The record is from RefSeq and is a predicted model, not a curated record. NCBI's taxonomy places the organism in Eukaryota, Fungi, Ascomycota, Sordariomycetes, Hypocreales, Hypocreaceae. Gene Ontology annotation, biological process: double-strand break repair via synthesis-dependent strand annealing; replication fork reversal; interstrand cross-link repair. Gene Ontology annotation, molecular function: four-way junction helicase activity; 3'-5' DNA helicase activity; four-way junction DNA binding. Bases 1 to 3291 code for a protein of 1096 amino acids. The transcript has a single exon.